ACAACCUCCGGGUUGGUAUCAUAAGUUCCGGUUCAGUGGUUGUAAAAUAGGAAGUAACACUGGAGAUACAUGCAUGUCAAUAAAUACCUGAAGUUAUGUCUCGGCAUGCAGUCCUGUCAUCGGGAGUAAAAACCUGGAGAUCUAUAGCUUGUGAAAAGUCAGAGUUGCGUCUUGAUUUAACUCUAGCUUGCGGGCAGUCCUUCCGUUGGAGAGAGACAUCAGAAAACCACUGGACUGGAGUGAUAGGAGGACAAGUGUGGACUCUGACCCAAACAGAAGAUAUUUUGUGGUACCAUGUUUACCAAAGAAAUGACAGGCACGUGGAUACAGGAGUUGGACCAAUUGGAGAAAACAAAUCACAGAUUAGAUUUAGAGGAGUUGUUAAGAAAGAAGAGGAGGAGGCAGUGGCUGUAACCGUACAGAAUGAUAAAAAGGAAGAGGUAAUGCUGAGAGAUUACUUCCAGCUAAAUGUGAAUCUGAAGGAUCUGUACAGGAAAUGGGCAGCAACAGACCCCCACUUUAAGCAAAUCGCAGACAUCUUCACCGGUGUACGAAUGCUCCGCCAGGACCCGACUGAAUGCCUAUUUUCCUUCAUUUGCACCUCAAACAACCACAUUUCUCGUAUCCAAGGCAUGGUGGAGAGGCUCUGUCAGGCCAGGGGUAACCUACUCUGUCAACUGGAUCAAAUCUCCUACUACAACUUUCCUUCGCUGUCUGCAUUAGCAGAUAGCAGUGUCGAAGCAUGUCUCAGGGAGCUUGGUUUUGGAUACAGAGCUCGGUUCCUGCAACAAAGUGCAAAGCAGAUUUUGGACAAUCAUGGUCCCGAAUGGCUUGAAGGUCUACGUAGUGUGCCAUAUGUGGAGGCCCGUGAUGCCCUGCGUACCCUUCCCGGAGUGGGCACUAAGGUGGCAGAUUGUGUAUGUCUGAUGUCCCUUGAUAAGGCUGAUGCAGUGCCAAUUGAUACACAUGUGUGGCAGAUUGCCAAGCGUGAUUACAAAUACAUUGCUGUCAAUGAACCAAAAAGCAUCACAGAAAAACUUCACAGAGACAUAGGGGAUUUCUUCAGGAAGCUGUGGGGUCCUUAUGCUGGUUGGGCACAAUCUGUUUUGUUCUGUGCGGAUCUCAAGAAAUUCCAAAAGCUGAAAGAAAGACCUAAUUUGAAGAAGCCAAAGAAUGAGUCAGACGGUGAAAACAUGGUAAUAUGCAAGAAGCCAAAUAUUAAGACUGGAAAAAAAGCAACUGUUGUUAAACAGAAACUAAAUAAGGGACAGUUGAGUAGGUAGUAUAACAUACUUUUCUACAAUGUCAAUUUAUGGUAUUAAUCAACCUGUCAUGAUAUUUUGUAGCUGAGAUAGGCACCAGCGCCCCCCGUGACCCCAAAAGGGAAUAAGCGGUAGGAAAUGGAUGGAUGGAUCGAUGAUAUUUUGAGAACAAAUUAGUUUCUAUGUAAACCCUUCUGUGUCCAAUUUUCCAUGAAUUUAGAAAUUCAGCACUGCGGUAACUUUUUUUUUUUUACAUAUACAUGAAAUAACUUUUACGCUGCUGUAUCGCCACAUGAUCACACACAGCUACUGAUAUUUCAAAAUCCAAAUGUAAAGCCAGAUAACUCCACUACAGCCAGCAGUGGCCUCUUGGCGGCAGUAUGCACUUGAAUAUGCUUUACUGUAUUUCUUUGCAUCUUUUAACGUCAAAUAUGGGUCAUUGGCUUUGUUCAGUCUAUUCUUAGAGCAAAUUAGGAUCAAGUUGCAGAGUUUACUGGGGGGAUGUGGUCUGUCAGUAUCUAUGCCAUCUUUGGUUUCAUGUUCUUAUCUAACAUAAAGAUGUCACUAAUGCGUAUGUCGUGUUUUGCCAGUGUCUUUGUGUCGAUUUAAUUUAGUGGCUGCAAAGUGUCCACUUGUUUAUAGACGGAUUCGGAUUUAGGUAAAGUAACUCACAAUAUUGGUAGGCUUUGUUCACCAAGAGUCAUUGUUUACAAUAACACUACGCGUGAAAUUCCCAAACAAAAUAACAUUUUACCGGCUUUGAUAUGAUGGUCAAAUACUGUGAGUCAAUAGGUAAGUCCUUUUUCGUUGUAAGGAGAAAACAGCUGUUAUUGAAUGGGAGGAUCCUGACCCGAUCGACAAGUCUGAGUGGAGUAGAGAUCAAAACAUCUUCCCCAAUGUUUCAUACCCGAACUUAGUGAACUACUCAGUUUUUCAACCAAGCCCAUUUUACAUCUUCAAUGACUUUAAAGAUGAUAAGAUUUUAGAAAGCUAUGACCCUUUUUUGUGUAAAUGGACAAGCGUUAGAAAAUGGAUGGAUGGAUGGGUUUGUGACAUUAGUGUUUGUCCGUCUAAAAUCCGUAGGUAUUGUGUUGUCAAGGCGAGAGUCAUACACUUGCAGAAAUGAUCUGACCCAAGUUUGACAACCUAGAACAAUAAUCACGGAUAACCAAUCUUAGGUCAUCUCAACACCAUUAUUGGGAGAAUGUUGUUCUCAUGUUGUAUCUCUUUAGUUUUAUGUAGAGGCCACAGUCCAGAUACAAUACAACUACAGUACUACCAAAGUUCUUCGACCAAGGACAUCAGGUUAACGCAAAGUGGAGUUGUUCUUUUUUUAAUUUGUUUCUGCUUACAAAAUUGUAUUAAAACAUAACAACUUUUCCUGCAUUUGUACUUAAAGAAUCAGUGCCAGUUUAUGAUGAAACUGAAGUCUUGAAUUGUUUUAACCCGCAUUUCGUAUUCUCUGGUUCUCUAUUUGACUCAAAAGGGACAACUAUGGAGACUCCUUGUACAGAAUCUCCCAUGUUUUCUAGAGAUUCUUUGAAUUUUGCACCUUUUACUUGUCUUGAAGUGCAUAAACCCCUAAAAAUAUUAGACCACAGAAAGCCUUCUGGACCUGACUUGAUUGAGCCUUAUUUUUUAAAGCUGACAGCUGAUUUUACAGCAGAGCCACUUUCAAUUAUAAACAAAGACAUUCCAUCAGUUUGGAAAUCAUAAAGGGAGGUGAUCCAGCAGUUCUUUCAAAUUAAAGGCAAUUAUCACAUUUAUGUGCCUUAUCAAAACAUCUGGAAUCUCUUGUUAGUGAUCUGUGAAAUAGUUCUUCAACCAGGCUUCAGGAAACAGCAUAAAUGACGGUGGUAAAUGACAUCAUGGUAGUGCUUGAUAAAAACAGUACUGUGCCUCACUUUUAAUUGAUCUCUCCAAAGAGCUUGACACUGUCGACCACGCUAUAUUAAAACACAGGCUGUUUCUCAUUAGUCUGUCAGAACAUACGGUAGCUUGGUUUUCAAAUUAUUUAGAAACAGGACCUUGUGUAUUAAAUAUGAGGGCCUUUGCUCAGAAUGUGUCACUGUUCAUAAAGGAAUGCCUCGGGGUUCUGUUUUGGGGCCGCUCUUAUUUGUCUUGUACAUUAAUUAUCUCAAACAACAUUUCUAAGAUGCUAAAAUGCAUUUUUAUGCUGUUGAUACAAUUAUUUAUUGCUUUGAAUCAUCUCCUGAACAUGUAAAAUCCACUUAUUGACUUAAAACUGGUUCUCAAUGCUGACAAGACAAAACUUACGGUAUAGUGUUUUCCAAACAUAAAAAGGUGCCUCAAACCUCCCUGGUAUAGUGUCCACUCUUGAAGGGAACAUCAUAGAAGUGUUGCAUGAACACUAGACACUCUGCAUCAAGGGUUGGAAUUGGGGUUUAAAUCACCAAAAUGAUUCCCGGGCGCGGCCACUGCUGCUGCUCACUGCUCCCCUCAUCACCCAGGGGCUGAUCAAGGGUGAUAGGUCAAUCCAUCCAUCCAUCCAUUUUCUACCGCUUCUUCCCUUUCGGGGUCGCGGGGGGCGCUGGCGCCUAUCUCAGCUACAAUCGGGCGGAAGGCGGGGUACACCCUGGACAAAAUGCAGGGAAUAAUUUCACCACACCUAGUGUGUGUGUGACAAUCAUUGGUACUUUAACUUUUUAACUUUAAAUACCCUGGUGUUUCAAUUGAUGACUCUCUCGCUUUUAAACCUUUUAAUGAUAAACAGGUGAAAAAACAAAAACUUAAAUGAGUUUUUUUCUUACUUAUAUAAGAGAUGUUUUUCUUUUAGUUUAAAAAAACGCCUUCUCUCUGCCACAUUUUUAUCUGUCCUAGAUGAUGGUGAUCUUUUUUUAUAUGAAUGCUACUCGUUCCUGUCUUCAGAGGGUCGACUCUGUUUACCAUGCUUCUUUGAGGUUCAUCACAAACUGUAGAGGGAUGACACACCACUGUGACUUGUACCCCCAGCUGGGAUGGCGUUCUCGGUCCACUAGGAGACAUUGUCAUUGGUAGACUUUUAUUUACAAGGCUCUUCUGGGACUAUUGCAUGAUUACAUUUGUAAAUUGAUUAUACACAGAUGUACGGACUCUUCUGCUCUGAGAUCCAACGAUCAGCUGUUGCUCUCUGGGCCUUUUGCUUGCACUGAACUGAGGAAAAAAAUAUUUUGUCUAUGCAGCUCCUUGUGAUUGAUUCAUUGAAACUUUUAUUAGUAGAUUGCACAGUACAGUACAUAUUCCAUACAAUUGACCACUAAAUGGUUACACCCGAAUAGGUUUUUCAACUUGGGGUCCAUGUAAAUCAAUUCAUGGUAUCAUGUGCUUGGAACAUGUCACAAAGAGACUGGAAGCUGACUGAUUUUAUGUCCUUAAAUGCUUUUAAGUCUAAACUGAGAGAGUAUUGAAGCAGCCUCAGUUAAAUGUAACUGUUUUACUUGAUGUCCAUCCUGUCAUUUUAAUGUGUAAUGUGAAUGUAAUUUUAUUUGUAACUUUGCCACCUCUUGGCCACGACUCCCUUGAAAAAGAUGUUUUUAAUCUCAAUGGGAUUUUUUUCCUUAAUAAAUAAAGGUUACCGUAAAUUUAAAAAAAUAAUCAAUUACCUGAAUUGAAAUAUUCCAAACAAACACUUAGUUGUUCAUUGCACGUCACAUCUGAUUUGAUUGAUUUGCCAUUCAAUCUUCUGUUCAGCUGCUUCCCUCUGUCCAGAAAUGAUUUAUCUCUCCCACUUCGAUUGUGGUAGUUGACAAUCACACAUGUCGUCGGCAUAUAAGUAUCACUGGAUAAAUGAUAAGCAACAAUGAGCGUGUUUGCAAACAAAGCCUACCUAUAUGGCCAUUGUGGGUGAUAUCGAAAAUGCCAAAGCCUGCUAUAGGCCAGCUAGUCUCUUUACAGCAGGCAUGACAGUCUUGCCAGUGCUUUGGUGUUUGUCACAAUAACAAUAUACUGUGUUAAUGUUAAAAUACCAAUGAUUGUCACACACACAUACUAGGUGUGGUUAAAUUUGUCCUCUGCAUUUGACCCAUCCCCUUGAUCAUCCCCUGGGAGGUGAGGGGAGCAGUGAGGAGCAGUGGGCAGCAGGGGUGCUGCACCCGGGAGUCAUUUUUGGUGAUUUAACCCCCAAUUCCAACCCUUGAUGCUGAGUACCAAGCAGGGAUGUAAUGGUGGACAUAAAUAAUGUAAAAUGUGGCAUAAUUUUACUGAAUUGUUAUACUACAUGGAAUGUAAAAUUCACGCUCCAGGGAGUCAGUUGCAUCAAAUGCAACUGUGUGUUACAUCUUUAUGUUGUACAACCAUAGGCGUUGUUUAUUUGUGGAAGAGUGUGCAGCCAUGUGUGUUAAUAAACAUGUGAGUCAGCGUUCAUGCUCACUCCAGUUAAGCUGGAUGCAGGCUGGGGCCCUGCUUUAGGGCAGAGUGAGGCCGGAAAACAACAGCACUGUUAGAAGAGCAAUGAGAGAGCAGCAAAAUCGAAACAAAAAAGGGGGGGUGCAUGUCGGGUGUAGGUGAGCACAUGAAUUUAAGAGGAAAGACCACAAGUCUCAACAAAAAACACAUAACACUGUGUUAUGUAAGUGAUGGGUCUCAGCUGGUGUUUUGUCACAUCCUCACAUCAGACCGGCAUAACAUAAAAAAUAGUAGGAUCAUGAUCUGUGAUCUUAGCGACCACUAUAUAACCUUCUGCAUGCGCAAAAUAACUAAACCCAAAGCCAAUGGCCACAUAACAGCUCAAUCCAGAUUCCUUAAAACAUACUCCAGUGAUAAUUUCAACCUUAAAUUGGGUGAGUGGGACUGGUCCCCUGUGCUCAUGAGCAACCUGGUUGAAACUGCUUGGGAUCGCUUCAAAACAGCGUUCCUAGCGAUACUAAAUGAUAUGGCUCCCGUGAGAACAAUCAGGAUCAAAGCCCACUCUGAACCAUGGAUCAAUCCAGACCUAUUAGCUGCCAUAAAAGACAGAGAUAGAAAAUACUUUGAAUACCAAAAGUGUAAAACCGAAGUAGAUAAACAACCCAAUAAUAAUAACCUCAAAUCACUCCUUUCAACACUCAAAAAGAAAUGCAAUAAGUUAAGAAAUAAGACAAACAACCUGACUAAAUCCUUAAAAAAAUGACAUCAAUGAAAAAACAGAGGAAAACACAAAUAUGCCACUUGAGCUCUGGGAAAUUCUCAACAACCAGCUUCCUGGAUGCAGCCUGAAACUUAAAACCAGACUCACCAACAUCAACAUCAAGGGAGGUGACUCCCUCAUAACAGACAAAAUGGAGGUAGCAAGCAGACUUAACACCUUUUUCACCAGCAUAUCCACAACUCUCGUUAACAAGCUGUCCCAUCACUCUGGUCACUUUGGUGUAGAACACAUUAAAGCCUUCUACAGAAAGCUAGGAGUAAUCAACAACAAUUUCAAAUUAGAAAUGGUCUCAGCUGACGAGGUACUUAAUAAAUUGAGCGCGCUCCACCCAAACAAGGCCACCGGCCUUGACAAUAUCCCCCCCAGAUUCCUCAUGGACUCUGCCACCACCAUUGCCCCAAUAAUCACACAUAUAAUAAACUUCUCAAUCAAACAAGGCCAAGUACCCAAGGAUUUUAAGAUAGCAAGAGUAACCCCCCUUUAUAAAAAAGGAAGCAAAUUAGAACCUGGUAACUACCGACCUGUUUCAAUUAUCAGUUCCAUUUCGUAAGUAAUGGAAAAAAUAGUUUAUGAACAGGUCGAUAGAUACUUUGCUACUAAUAAACUAAUGUACAAAUUCCAAUCCGGCUUCAGAACUAACCACUCCACUGACACAUGCCUUCUCUAUCUGACCGACCACAUCAAACAUGAGGUGGACGCGGGCAAAUACUGCGGCAUGGUCGUGCUGGACAUUUAGAAGGCCUUUGACACCGUUAACCACGCUAUACUGUUGGAUAAGCUCAGAGCAAUCGGAUUCGAUAAAACUGCAUCGAGCUAGAUGCAAUCUUACUUGGAGGGGAGGAAACAGGUGGUAGAGGUGAACGGCACCGUGUCCCCUCCCCUCUCAGUAAGCUGUGGAGUCCCCCAAGGCAGUAUACUAGGACCUUUACUGUUCCUAAUAUACGUAAGUGAACUGUUUCUGUUUGCGGAUGGUAUCCGGCAAGGACAAAUCACAGGUGGAACAAAUCCUCAGUGCUGAAUUAUUUAAUAUUUGCACCUGGCUCGCUGACAGCAAGCUAUCCAUACACUUAGGUAAAACGCAAUCCAUCCUAUUUGGGUCCCAUAUCAACCUUAAGAAAGUCCGUGACUUCACUAUAAAAGUGGGUGACAUUGUUAUCACCAGGAAAGAUGAGAUCAACUACCUAGGUUGCAUUCUAGAGGCCAAUCUUUCCUGUGAUAAAAUGGCAACCAAGGUAAUCAAGAAGGUCAAACAAAGAACGAGAUCCCUCUACAGAAUCUCCUCUCUGGUCAACAAAAGCACCUUGAAGAUUCGAGCGGAAACUCUCAUUCAACCCUUUUUUGAUUACGCUUGCACCUCCUGGUACCCCAGCACCUCCAAAACCCUCAAAUAUAGACUCCAAAGAUCCCAGGACAAGCUAGUCCGGUUACUUUUAGACCUCCACCUCAGAUCACACCUCACUACAACCCACUUCCCCAAAGUGGGCUGGCUCAGGGUGGAGGACAGAGUAUAACAACUUGCACUGAGCCUAGUCUAUAAAAUCUGCUACACUUCCCUGAUACCGAAGUACAUGUCAAACUACUUCCUUAACGUAAAUGAGCGCCAUAACCACAACACCAGGGGGAGCUCCACAAACCAUGUUAAACCCAGAUUCCAAUCUAACAGAGGUCUGAACUCAUUAUCUUUCUAUGCCACAUCAAUGUGGAAUGCACUCCCAACAGGUGUAAAAGUAAGUGCAUCUCUAUCCUCCUUCAAAAGCGCUCUAAAACAACACCUCCAGGCAACUUCAACCCUUUACUAAUACCCUCCUCCAUUCACAUCCCAUCUCCCCGGAUUGUAAAUAACCUAAUGUAAAUAAUCAAAUGUAUUUUUAAUGUAUAUACUUGUUCUUAUGCUAUCUGAACUCACUAUGUUCUCUGCUGGCUGUACAUAUCCUACUAAGUAAGACCUACACUGUUUCAAUGUCCAUUUCUCUGUUGAUGCAAUUGUUGAUGACUGAAGUACUAAUAUCAACCAAAGCUUCUCAUCCCAACCCCCGGAUUGUAAAUAAUGUAAAUAAUUCAAUGUAAAUAUUAUGAUAAUUAACUUGUGUGAUGACUGUAUUAAGCUGAUGGUACAUAUUUGUACCAUGAAUUAAUUAACGUAGACCCCGACUUAAACAAGUUGAAAAACUUAUUCGGGUGUUACCAUUUAGUGGUCAAUUGUACGGAAUAUGUACUGAACUGUGCAAACUACUAAUAAAAGUUUCAAUCAAUCAAUCAAUCAAAUGUCCCAAUCUGGGAGUACUUCCGCUCAUCUUUUUCUUUGUGGGAUGAUUUACUUAACAGAGGCACCAGGGGGCGCAACAAUUUGCAGUGUGUGUAGGAAUGUAGUGUUUUGUCUGCCCCAAAAGACAAUUCUCAUUGUUUGUCCAUUUAGUUUAGUCCAUUGAAAUCACCAUUAAUGGUAUAAACAUUCAUCAUCCAACUUCUGCAAUGGCUGUUUUUACUGCUGAAGAUAGGCUCCAGCACCUCCCGUGACCCUGAAAGGGACAAGCUGUAGAAAUGGAUUGAUGGAAUAUCACUAGGUGUAUUACAGUGAGGGAUAGGUUGCUUAAGAUGGUUAAACUAUUCAGCUAUAUGUUGAUUCACGUUGAAUGUGGUAUAACUGGUGACAACCAAAACUUUUGCAGCCGCUCUUCGUGGAAGUCUGUUUUGGGGGCCGGCAGUUGGGAAAAAUUAGUUUUUGGAUGUCUAGACAACCACAGACAUAAAUAGUUGAGUUGAGAAGUUGACAUUGGCAGAUUAAGUUUUUGGCUAUUCUAGAUAAAAAGCUAGGCUUAUUUCCCGGAGGUGAUUAACACUUUCUUACAUCUGAUGGAACUAAGGCUUGGCUGGCAAAUGAUGAAAGUUCAGUGCCUUGCAGAAGCUGAGGGAGAGCCAGUACCGUCUGUUCCAGCACUGAACUUCACAGCUCCUAUACCAAGAUCAGUUGAAAUGACAAGUUGGAAUGUAUUCACUAUAUUCUUGGGCAAGGGUGGUAGAAAUAAAUGAUAAUGGUUCAUACAGUGCAUACAGUUAUAAUGUGGUAAAUCACAUAUUUACAGUUUUUCAUCACUGCAUGUCCGAAACAGAAUUAAAAGAAGCAAAGCUUGUGUAAUCCUACCCGUUUUAAUAUUAAUUUCUGACACAUUUUCUCAAUUCCUCUGCUCAAUUUUAAAACAAUUAAGUUAAAAAUAAUCAAUAAAGAUCUCAUGAAUAAAUAGUUGUUUGAAUUGUGAUUUGAUUUGAUUUAUUCUUAUAUAUUAUCCUGCAAAUCUUGUCAUUUUAGGUCAAAAACUCAUGCUAUACAUUGCAUCUAUGAAGAAAUCAAUUGUAUUUUGCUUAUUGGUAUUCAAAAGGUCCAUGUUGAAGUCCCUAUGUAAGAAAAUUACUUUUUUUAAUGAUUUCAGUAAAGAUUGUCUUGAACCAAGUAUGUCAAGCUCAUUUUCAUCGUGAACUAUGUCACAUAUGGCUGCCCCUCAAUGGGCCACUUGUAAAUAAGAAACCAUCCAUCCGUCCAUUUCCUACCGCUUAUUCCCUCUGGGGUCGCGGAGCGCAGAAACCAUAAAUGUAUAAUCACCAGAUGAUAUUAUCAUCCCAUUGCCCCUUUUUUUGGUUACUAUCAUACUGUAUGCCAACAAGCUGAUGAAAAAAUUCAUUUGCAAUCAAAGGUCAAGGUAAAAAGCGGAUAUUAAAGUUCAACCAUUGUAGAAUUAAUUUAAAAAAGUUUAAAUUUGAAUGACAAUAAAAAGGAAGUGUAAGUCUAAAAAGGGUUUCAAAGACAGAAAAAUGCUUGGAAUAGCUUUUUACACCACAUAAAAAGUUGAUUGGCAACACUAAAAUUGGCCCUAGUGUGAGAAUAUGAGUGUAAAUGUCUGUGUAUCUGUGUUGGCCCUGUGAUGAGAUGGCGUCUUGUCCAGGGUGUACACCGCCUUCCGCCCGAUUGUAGCUGAGAUAGGUUCCAGCACCCCCCGCGACCCGAAAAGGGAAUAAGUGGUAGAAAGGAUUGAUGGAUAAUAUGAAGUUUAGAAGAACUGCAGUUUCAUGUGAUACAUUAUUUUUUCUGUCAAAAUAAAAAAAAAAAGUGAAAUUCCUUAUUGACUCACAUUUAGAGGUUUUUUGUGGGCCACAUAAAACGAUGUAGUGGGCGAGAUUUGUCCCCCGGGCCUUGAGUUUGAUACGUGCCUUAACUAACAUUUCAAAACUUAUGUUUUUAUGUACAGCUGACUAAGGUAUUUUUGCUCUUUUUUCAAUUGUUAUACAUUGUAAAAUAUGAUCAAAACUAAAUGACAUGUUUUUCAACACUUAUUUAUAGUUGAGAUCCUUCAUCAUGUAUGCCACUACUCCUCCUUUCUUGAUGUUUCCGUCGAUCUAAUUCAGUUCGUAUUUUUCCAGAUUACUAUGGAUGACAUUUUUAGCAUCAAUCCAUGUUUCUAGAUAGCGGUCACUUGGAAAGGUUUGUUUAGUUGUUAAAAGAAAAGCUUCAUGUUGUAGUAGUUUGCAUAUAUACUUGUGCUAUUGAAAUGAAUAGCUGACAUGUUUGUUUUUGGAUUUAAUGGUGCUAUUGUUUUGAUCCUAAAAACAAUUAUUUUUGAUGUAGGAGGAGACUGCAUCAUCAUUAGUUCCCUAUUUGGGUCCUUUAUUUUUCUUGUUGUAUUUAUUAUUUGUCCAGAGUCUUGAUGUUUUAUGGAGUACUCUUGCUUCUGGUAUUCCAUUUCUUUGUAAAAGGUUAACAAAAAUGCACCUGAAAGACUCUCAGACCAUGACAAACCAAAUUUUCUAGUCAGAUGAGACAAAGAUUGAACUCUUUAGCACAGGGGUGUCAAACUCAUUUUCAUUGAGGGCCACAUUGCAGUAAUGGCUGCUUUCAAAGGGCCGUUUCUUUAAAAUUAAUUUUCAUUAUGCAGGUGGGUAUUAACCUGUGAUUAAUCUAAAUGCAUGUGCAUUUGAUUAUUACAUUUUGUUAUGUAUAACUUGCUUUAAAAUCAUAAAUAAAGGUGACAAGCAGAUAUUUAACUAUUUGUUUUUAUCUCACACAAAUAGUUUUGCAAUACACUAUAGCAGGGGUCAGCAACCCAAAAUGUUGAAAGAGCCAUAUUGGACCAAAAAUACAACAAAAAAAUCUGUCUGGAGCCACAAAAAAUUAAAAGCCUUACAUAAGUGUUAUAAUGAAGGCAACACAUGAAGUAAGUGUCUAUAUUAGCCUACUAUCAAACUGACUUUAAAAGUCUUAUAAUGGAGACAACACAUGAUGUACAUGUCCAUAUUAGCCUACUGUCAAAAUGACUUUAAAAGUCUGAUAUAAGUGUUAUAAUGAAGACAACACAUGAUGUAAGUGUCUAUAUAAGCCUACUAUCAAAAUUACUUUAAAAUCCUUACAUAAAUGUUAUAAUGACGACAACACAUUAUGUAAGUGUCUGGAACGACCUACCUCUGUGUGUUAGACAAGCCUCCUCUCUUCCUGUUUUUAAAUCUCUCUUGAAAACAUACCUUUAUUCCUUGGCUUUUAACACUGAGUGAUAGCUAUCCUGCAAUGGCGCCCCAUUAUACACCUGCUGUGAACCUGUUUUUAUUUUUAAUUUUUUUAAUUUUUAUCAUGUUC
Nerophis ophidion (straightnose pipefish) is the source of this 12007-nucleotide messenger RNA. RefSeq names its product 8-oxoguanine DNA glycosylase (gene ogg1). Gene Ontology annotation, biological process: base-excision repair, AP site formation; nucleotide-excision repair; base-excision repair. Gene Ontology annotation, molecular function: 8-oxo-7,8-dihydroguanine DNA N-glycosylase activity; damaged DNA binding. Gene Ontology annotation, cellular component: nucleus. The transcript is spliced from 7 exons. The record is from RefSeq and is a predicted model, not a curated record. Bases 96 to 1283 code for a protein of 395 amino acids. Lineage: Eukaryota; Metazoa; Chordata; Actinopteri; Syngnathiformes; Syngnathidae.